Messenger RNA from Drosophila santomea, 1017 nucleotides. RefSeq names its product nurim homolog. The record is from RefSeq and is a predicted model, not a curated record. Gene Ontology annotation, cellular component: nuclear membrane. The transcript has 2 exons. NCBI's taxonomy places the organism in Eukaryota, Metazoa, Arthropoda, Insecta, Diptera, Drosophilidae. The coding region runs from base 112 to 873 and encodes 253 amino acids.
UUUUACCGCGCCUGCGCCAUGGUCACACUGAUUAGCUCAUCCAAACGUUCACAGAAUUUGUUUUGUUUUUCACGUAAUAAAUAGCUAUCUUCUCCAUUUUACCUGGCAAAAAUGGCAUCGAUUGCCAAGUCCAUAGUGCUAUUGGCAUCCGUGGCCACAUUCGCGUACUCCCUGUACGUGGUGGGCAGCCUGAUGAUGUUCCUCUCGACGCCCCGUUCGAUUUCCAAGGCACAUACCUGGAUUUUCAAUUUACUGGACAACAAGUCGCGACUGGAGACCGCCUAUGGACCCGUGGUGUUCGAUACGCUCUACCUGACCGGAUUUAUCUUUCAGCACAGCCUCCUUAAGUCAGCCUUGGUCAAGAAACUGCUGGCCAAAUUGGGCUUGUCGGGAGCGGAGCGCACUAUUUAUAGCCUGACGUCAUCGCUUUGUUUACAUUAUUUGAUCCUCAACUGGAUGCCCGCACAGUCGAUUGUUGUGUGGCAAAUCGACGUGGAACAGAGUGCUUCUCUUUGGUGGACCUAUGAAAUCACCCAUGUCAUCUGCUGGGUGGUCAUCUUUGGCGGCAGUUUGGUGAUGGAUCUGCCUGAGCUGCUGGGCGUCAAGCAAGCCUACUAUGAUCUGAAGGCCUAUGGUCCACCGAUCAACUACAAAUCCGGGGAAUUGCGCAAUCUGUACGCCCAUGUAAGACAUCCUUCGUUUGUGGGUCUGUCGAUCAUCCUUUUCGCCACGAACGUGAUGAGCGCGGAUCGACUAGUCAUGGCCGUGCUCCUGACCACUUACAUGUACCUGGCCUGGUCCACUGAUCAAAAAGAUGUGGCCUACCAGAAGAUUCAACUGCAGCGCAAGAAACUCGAACUGAAGGCCAAGUGAACUUAAACUGCAAAAUGUUCUCACUAAGAUUUAGUUGUAAGUUGACAUGAGCUUGUAUUUAACGAUACUUUUCUAACAAUUUGAUUCCGGUUCUCAACGAAAACGAAACAUAGACAUAUAAUUUUACAUGAAGUAACCUUUUAA